CCUGCAGAGGCGGACGUGACGCACGGUGCUAGGGCUCGUUGUGCGUGCGUAGCGUUUGCAGCCGAGCCGACGCAAUAUCGCUAGACAGACAACAUCAUCAGAUACGAGCGAAAAACUGGAUUAUUCGCCCGCUACAAAAACCCAAGCGACCGUAGGUGUUGGAAGAGGGUGACUUGAGGUCAUAGUUGGACUCAUAACAAAGUGCUGAAAGAUAAACAUCAUGAACCCUGUUUAUAGCCCUGCAUCUUCAGGGGUUCCUUAUGCCAACCCUAAAGGAAUAGGAUACCCAGCGGGAUUUCCUAUGGGUUAUGCAGCGGCAGCUCCAGCAUACUCCCCCGGCAUGUACCCUGGUGCUAAUCCAGCCUUUCCCACUGGUUAUGCUCCUGGGACCCCUUUCAAAAUGUCCUGCUCCCCAACAACAGGUGCUGUACCUCCCUAUUCCUCAUCACCCAACCCCUACCCGGCUGCAGUCUACCCCGUGAGAAGUCCCUACCCCCAGCAGAACCCCUAUGCACAGCAGCAAGGCACUUACUACACACAGCCCCUUUACGCAGCGCCGCCGCAUGUCAUUCAUCAUACAACGGUGGUCCAGCCCAAUGGUAUGCCAGCAGCCAUGUAUGCCCCUCCCAUUCCCCCGCCCCGCCCUAACGGUGUCACCAUGGGCAUGGUAGGAGGCACCACCAUGGCGAUGUCAGCUGGGACAUUAUUAACUACUCACUCUCCGACCCCAGUCGCGCCCCACCCUUCAAUGCCCACGUACCGCCCGCCUGGCACUCCCACCUACAGUUACGUGCCCCCGCAAUGGUGAACACGACACUGUCAAAAGAUGGUAGAUAUGCAUUCUCACAGUCCAGUAUUUUUACAACUGGAGCUGACACUACAAGUGUUAUCAGCCAGUUGCUCUUCCUUCCAAACAUAAUGUGAAUCCGACUCCAGUUGGCAGACGAAAGGAAAGAGUAUCUUCCCAGUCCGGCUCCAUUACUACUUCCCAUCCUUCACUCAUUCUACAACAUAUCUCACGGCCGAAGACCAGACAAGCUCUUCAUGCUCAAUUGUGUUGUGUGGACUGUCUUGCAGUUUUUAGCUAACUCUUUAAUUGGUGAAACCGGAAGGGAGUUGGAAUUUUUUUAAAUUGGAAUACCUAUUGAAUGCAUGUAUAUAUUUAAAAUAGGAAAAAAGAAACAAUAAGAAAACAACAGCCCUAGCUCAUUCUACCAGCUAUGACAGAUGCAAAACCAUCAGCAGUUAUCUCAAGCAGAAAUCCAAAGGGAUGGGGAAAAACAACUGUAUAUUAAAUGCAUUGUCUUAAUUGUUAUUUCAUACAAAAUAUUAAUAACGUUAGCAUUUAAAAAGCGAAAUUUUUGUUGUUUUCCUGGUUUUAAUUUGGGUAUUUGUAGCUUCAGGCAUGGUUCGUCUUCUCUGGGUGAUGGUGUGUUUGAUGCUGCUGUGGCCUGAUGGGAAGACGGGCCCUUAGGGUUUGUGACUGCGCUUCAUAUGCCUGUUUUUAGUUGAUAAGUUUUUAUCACUCUACAUGCUCUCGCUACAGUUAAUUGUUGCACUAAUUGCCUGUGAGUGUACAUAAAUUGAUUGAUUGAGCUGUAUUGGUGCUGAGAGCAUGCAAACUCAU
Carassius carassius (crucian carp) is the source of this 1627-nucleotide messenger RNA. RefSeq names its product family with sequence similarity 168 member B (gene fam168b). The record is from RefSeq and is a predicted model, not a curated record. Lineage: Eukaryota; Metazoa; Chordata; Actinopteri; Cypriniformes; Cyprinidae. The coding region runs from base 221 to 808 and encodes 195 amino acids. The transcript is spliced from 8 exons.